Molecule: messenger RNA, 1320 nt
Organism: Sordaria macrospora k-hell
Lineage: Eukaryota; Fungi; Ascomycota; Sordariomycetes; Sordariales; Sordariaceae
Cellular component (GO): cytoplasm
Source: RefSeq, a predicted model, not a curated record
AUGGCGUCGUCGCUCAGAGAGCUCGAGGCCGAUCCGGCCCUUUACAUCUACACCUCCCUGACGGCCGGCUCAUCGCACAUCGUGACGGCCACCUCCCGGCUCGAGACCAUCCUACGAGCCAACCGCAUCCCCUUCAAGGCCGUCGACAUGGCCACAAACGACAAGGCGCGCAUGCUCUGGAGUCGUCGUGCCGGGAAGGACCCUAACGGCCGUGUGCGCAAGCUGCCGGCUUUGGUUCAGGAGGGUUUCGUCGUGGGUGACAUUGUUGAAAUCGAAGAAUGGAACGAAUACGGCGAGCUCAAGCAACACGUCACCAUCUUCCAAGACGAAUUCACCCAGCCGCCCAUCGGUUCCGUCCCUCCCAAGCCCAAGUACGGCAAGAAGAAGAAGAAGGCGGACGCGGACGCCUCCAGUGCUGCUGCUGAAGCGAGCGGUGGUGGUGGUGGCGCAACCACAUCAAAAGCCAAGAACAAGAAGAGCGCGACAGAGUCCUCCUUCUCUGAUGCUGGUGCUCAGAAUCAGAUGGCAGCGUCUUUGCCGAUCCGUGCCCUAGCCGAAGAAGCCGCUGCGAAGGCCAAGGAGAAGGUAGCAGCUGCGGCAAAGGCUGCGACGAAGGCUGUCAGCAGCAGUAGCAGUGCGGUGGAGACGAAACAGGAGGAUAAGGAGAAGGAGGAGGAUACCAAGAAAGACGACGACGACGACAAGAAGGUGGAGGGGGAGAAGGAGAUGGAGAUGGAGAAAGAAGCCGAAAAGCCAGCAGCAACAGCAACAGCAACAGCAGCAGCACUAGCACCAUCCGCGACCAUCGAGCCCGCUGCUGCUGCUACUUCCGCAAGCAAGACCCCCAAAGCGGCGACGGUAGAAGAAGAAGGAGAGGACUUAGAGGCUGGGAAGAAGGCCACACCAAACCCAACAAGCAAAAGCGAAAAGGAGCCAGCAGCAGCAGCAGCAACAAAAGUAGAAGACCCGGCAACGACGAAACCAGCAACAGCAGAACCCUCGACCUCCACAACAACCACAACCAAACCGAUCCCAAUCCCAACUCCCAGUUCUCCCGCAGCUGCUUCUUCUCAUCAACCUCCAAUUCCAGCGGCGGCAUUCGGUCUCCAAUCACCCACCUCAGGCGGGUGGAAGGACGACAGCGGGGCGUUCCGGACGGUGCAGUCGCCUACGUCGACAACGUGGCAGCCGACGGACGUGGACGCGCCGAUCACCUCGUUGCAGGGCGCGCUGAUAACUAGUGCGUCGGAGGAGGAGAUUAAGGAGAUUGAGAGGGCGCAGACGAUCAAGGAGGUUCCUGAUGAGGAGGUUGAGGAGUAG